Messenger RNA from Pelobates fuscus (common spadefoot toad), 5484 nucleotides. RefSeq names its product non-SMC condensin II complex subunit D3 (gene NCAPD3). Gene Ontology annotation, molecular function: histone binding. Gene Ontology annotation, biological process: mitotic chromosome condensation; meiotic chromosome condensation. Gene Ontology annotation, cellular component: condensin complex; condensed chromosome, centromeric region. NCBI's taxonomy places the organism in Eukaryota, Metazoa, Chordata, Amphibia, Anura, Pelobatidae. The record is from RefSeq and is a predicted model, not a curated record. The coding region runs from base 116 to 4540 and encodes 1474 amino acids. The transcript is spliced from 34 exons.
UUGGCCGCGGUGCGGGGAUGCGCGGCGUUCUGUGAUGACGUCAUAGCGCAGUACGCGCUGAUUGGUGGAUUCGAGCUGGGUUUUGGCGCUGGCUGUGUAACGGAAGGAGCGGAGGAUGGCAGACACAGAGGCCGGGCUGCUCUACGCUCUGGGCCGCUGCGGGCUCCGGACUGUCAGGACCGCAUGGGUCGAGUCGGUUUGGGAACUUGACUUCACAGAAACAGAACCUUUGGAUCCGCGUGUGGAAGCGGAGAUCUCAGAGAAUGGGCUGGAAGUAUUCACCAACUUGUAUGAGAACCUCUUACCCUUUGCAUCCGAAGAUCUGGAGAACACACGGAGUGUUUGGAUACUGUUUGCCGAGAAUGAAAUUUGCCCAAACUCCCUGGUUGCGGUGCUCUACCACUUUAUUCAUACGGGAGAGAGUAAGAAAGCGGAUGUUAUUCAGCGGACACUCGCCUUGCACGCUGCUGGUCUCUACUUACUGCUUUUAGAAAUUCCAGGUAGCGUUGCUAACCAGGUUUUUCAUCCAGUCCUGUUUGAUAAAUGUGUGAGCGCUAUGGAGAAAAUUUGGCCCCAGGAUCCUGAGUCAAAUCGUAAGAGAAAGAAAGAAACUUUGAAGAGCUCGCAGUCGGAAGUCCGUGGUGGCAGGAAGAGACCUCGACCAGUUCGGAGAGAGGUCCCGGAGCUGAAUGAUCUGUCUGAAGAAGAGGAUGAAGAUGCAGUUUAUUUCUCGAACCGUGACCUCAUGAGCAUCAGGGACUCCAUCUUUCUUCUCAUGAAGAAUUUCUUACGGCUUCUGUCCAAGUUCUCUCUGAAAGAGAAACAGGAGAGUGUAUUACAUUGUAUGCAGGUCUUUAUCAACAUGACUAGCUUUGAAAGCGUCCCCCAGGAUCUGCCAUUUUCUCUCUCUGUGAACCGUAUGAAAUAUAUGCCGGAACUGUCGUACCAUGGGCUGUGGCUACUGUGUCUGCCCAUUCAUGGCAAUGGAAACCAGACUUUAAGGCGUCUCUUUCAGCGACUGCUCAGCGUUCUCCUAAUGAUGAAAAGUGGCGACGGUUCUUCUUCUGCUCUCCUAGUGAUCAGCGCCCCUGUGACCAGUGCCAAGAACCAAGCAAUCCGCUUCAUCAGUUUCGUGGUGGACGAGCUGAAGGACGUGGCGUUUCCCGUGUUGCAUAUUUUGCUGCAGCACAUCUGUGUCAAGUUCCCGGACAAGUCAGACUAUCGCACAAGCGCUGCUCAGGUGCUGGUGAAACUCUUGGAGAAGUUUCCGAAUGCUGAAUAUGCUUCGUUCAUUGAUUGGCUGUACAAAUACUCCCAGAACUCCAAGAUACCUUACAGGGUCUUUGCUCUUGAAGUUGCUGUUGCCCUGCUGGAGUUACCUGAGAGAGAGACCAAUGAGCUCUUCCCUCCUGAGAAAUUAAAGUUCCUGCAGCACAAGUUCCUGCUUCAAGCCCUCGUUUUCAGCCGCUGCUGUGACAAAGCUCCCACCGUGCGUAGCAAAUCGCUAUCGUGCCUGGCUCAGUGCUUGGAAAAGAAUGACUCCUCGGCCCUGGAGGGAGUGCAGGAGCUUUUCCAACGCAGUACUUGCCGUAUCACGAUGGGGACCAUUGUAUCAAGUGAACCUUCAGUCAACAGCAGCGAUGGUCAGCCUCACAAGACGUUGGGUGCUUUGAAAACAAUUGAAGUAACAGAUGGUGGUGACUCAAUGAGCUCAGAUGGAACCGAUACAUUGGCGAUGCUGCGGCAGAGAGCAGGGGAUGAGAAAACAAAUGUGAGGAAAUCUGCCCUUCAGGUCCUGGUCAAUAUCCUGAAGUUUAAUCUGAUUCCCUGUAGCUCAGAGGACCUUCAUACUGUCCAAGACCGCUGCCGAGAUCCUGCUUUGUCCGUGCGCAAACAGGCACUGACGUCCCUGACUGAACUUCUCCUGGCUCAGCCACAGAACACCUUGAUCCAGAAGGCCUGGCUAACUGGCCUGGUCCCUGUGGUACUGGACACGGAAAGCACAGUGCAGGAGAAAGCACUGGAAUGUCUGGAAAAGCUAAUGCUGCAGAGUAUCACACACUAUAACCGCUACAGGCCAAGCGAUGAGAAACAAAAACUGACGUGGGACUUGCUGACUCUGCUCACCACGGAAAGCCAGGAGCUCAGCCGUUAUCUGACAAAAGCCUUUCACUUGUGGUCAAAACAAAAUAAGUUUUCAGCAACUCUAGUGAACAACCUGAUCUCUCACACGGAGUCCGAACACUCUGCUCCGGCAUGGAUGGUUCUGGCUAAGGUAGCCGGCUCUUCACCAAAACUGGAUUACACCAAAGUUAUAAACUCCUGGGACAGAGUCAGCAGGGAGGCUAAUGCCAAUACCACCACUACUGGGCAUAUACUGUGUGUGAUUGGUCACGUUGCCAAACAUCUUCCUGCUGACACCAGAAGGGGUCUGAUUGAUCAUUUAAAGUCUUGGUUGAAGGAGUUUAAGUCCACACCAGAGAUUAUUAGUCAGUCUGUGGAGAGUCUGCAGAAGCUCUGCUAUGCCCAUUCUGACAGCCCUGAGAAUGCACAGGAUCUGCUCAAUGAUGUUUGUGGCGAUUUAGUUGAGGCCUGUGAAGGAUAUCUCUCCUCUGUAGUGAUGGCGGAUUGCAGAGACGAGCAGCUUGACCAGGAACUGAUGGUCAAGUAUCUCUUUACCUUGGGGGAAGCUGCCCAGCAAUGUCCGGCACGGGUAGGAAAGCGAGUCUUGCUGCUGGUUCAGUCCAUUCUGGCCAGUUCUGUUUCGGAUCAAAAUUCCUGCGGCUCUGAGAGUGAGGAAAUACCGGAUUCCCAACCCCUUUCUCAGUUCAGAGGCUCUAACAUGCCGCCCCUGGUCCGUGCACAUGCCUUCAUUACACUCGGGAAGUUGUGUCUGCAGCAUGAAGACCUGGCUAAGAAAUGUAUCCCGGCUCUGGCCCGUGAGCUAGAGGUGUGCAACGACGUGGCGAUUCGUAACAACGUGAUCAUCGUGAUAUGUGACCUUUGCAUACGGUACACCACCAUGGUGGACAGAUAUAUACCCAAUGUGUCCGUAUGUCUCCGAGAUAGAGAUCCGUUCAUCCGAAAGCAGACGCUCAUCAUGCUGACCAACCUGCUGCAGGAGGAGUUUGUAAAGUGGAAGGGUUCCCUUUUCUUCAGAUUUGUUAGUGUCCUCGUGGAUUCUGACCCAGAUAUUGCCAAAUUUGGGGAGUUCUGUCUGGUUCACCUGCUGCUGAAAAGGAACCCGGUCAUGUUCUCACAGCAUUUCAUUGAGUGCGUCAUCCACUUCAACUCUUAUCAGAAGCACGAGAAGUACAAUACGUUUUCACAGACAGAGAGGGAGAAGGCUCUUUUUUCUCUCAAGGGAGCAGAGAACAAAGAUAAACGCAUGAAGAUCUACAAGUUCUUGUUGGAACAUUUCACAGAUGAGCAAAGAUACACCCUUACAAUGAAGCUCAGUCAAAAUGUUCUAGCCUGCUUUGUAGAUGGCGUUUUACCUAUUGACAUGGAAGCAAAUGAAUUACUGUCUGACAUAUUUGAGAUAAUGAGCUGUAAAGAGAUUAAACUGUUGGCCAUGAGAUCCAAGCCUGGGGAAGACAUUGGUCCUGACGAUGAUGAGAUGGCAAUGGCGAACGCAGUGAUGCAAGUGGCGCAGAAGAAAAUCAUAUCUCAGGUACAAAAGAAGAAUUUUAUAGAGAACACUAUCCCUAUUAUCACGUCCCUGAAAGGCUUCUUGGAGCAGCAUCGCAUCCCUGCCGUGAGAGACUUAAUGAACUACUUGCGGGAGAUGAUGCAGGAUUACCGCAAUGAGAUAAAAGACGUCUUUGCAGCAGACAAGCAGCUUGCGGCUGAGCUGGAGUACGACAUGAAGAAAUACGAGGAACAGUUAGAACGGGAGAGACAUCAGAGUCCAGAAGUAGAAUCAGGUGCAGCUCCUGUGGCCGAACCUCCCCAAACACCACAGGGGUCUUCACGUGGUGUAAACGGUGCGACACCCCCCAGAACGCCUGUACCAUGCAGUGUGCAAGCCAGACCAGGCACCCCACUGAGUACACCAGUUACUACACCUCGUGUUGGCAUUCUGCAAGCUCAGAGACCCAGGCAGAUGUCACUGAGCACCUUCGCCAUCUUAAACUCCGCAAAAAAAGUGGUUGAAAGUAACAGAAAGCAGCGCAGCAAGAGCAUCGGAGCGCGCCCAUCAACGCACUCUCAGUUUAGUGCGGGCAGCAGUAAACAAGUGUCUCUACGCACGCCAAGCCAAGAGAGCUGCUCAAUGGAAGGAAGAGCAAUCAGCACUCCUGACGAAACCAUUAAUAAUGUGACAUUUGGCGCGGGGGUCAGCCACAUUAGCGCCAACCACACAUUUUCCUCUGGGAGGGGAAGUGAUGCCGCCCAAGAGCCAGACCAAGAUGUUCUCUACAUCAUGUCUCCAGACCGACCCGCUCCUCAGCCACGCCAAUGGAAAGUGGAGUCUCCGGCACACAGGAGAAGCAGCCGGCGCAGACCAUCUUCCAGAACACCACUGAAACCUGCAAACUAGAUUGUUCCUGUGGGUGUAGUCUUGAUCUCUGCUUUUAAACACCAUGCUGUGCCAUCAAGUCAGUGUAGCAGAAAGGCUGGUUGGUUUUGGACUUGUUUUUAUAGAUGCCUGUAUAUAUCUGUAUUAUACUGCUUGACAUGUACCCAUGUGUGAUUUUUUUUAUUUUUUUAUUUUACAUAGUUCAAAUUGUGGGUCACUAUUUGCUUCAGAUUCAUAUAAUCAUCUCAUUGCUUUUGGCAUAUUAAAAGGUCUUUAUUUUAAAUAUGCCAUAACUCGUGGCAGGAGGCGAGAAGGGCACAGUAUUGAUUUGCAGGGUCAGGUUCAGAGUGAUCUUUAUAAAUCAACAGUUUUCUAGCAGAGCAAGAGAACCACAUCGCUCAUACGCUGCACCCUGUGAUAAUUUAAAAUAUUAACUCCUUGCAUUGUGUAGCGUGAAAACAGAUUACUGAACCCUUUCUAUUGCUGUCUUUGCACCUCAGUUUUUUCAGAACUCCCCUCCCAUGAUGCUUGUUAGCGGUUAUGGCUUUAAAUGGAUUAUACUCCCCAAUCAAACACUUACUUUAUGAGUCUUCGGGGUUUGAUCUGCCUCUACCGAAUAUUAUUAUGGGUGCGAAACCUUAUGCAAAAGCAGUAGCUAAAUUUUUAAGCAAUUGUAUCUCAUGUACUGCAUGGCCGUGGCCAAUGGCCAUGAACAGACCCUGACUGGAUCUCUAAGUACUUGCCGCAAGAGGCAACGUAUCAAGUGCCAGGGAUGCACUUCUUAAUCAUUAUGCUUGUUCAUGUUUGUAAAAUAUUUUGUAAAAUAAAUCAUUGACAAACUUUACUUGGUAUCGGUCUUGUUAAUUCUCUCUAAAAAGUUUCCUACUCUUUAGUCACAGCCUGGCCUUUUCAAACAAACCGUGCAAUUUAAUAAUCAGUUUGAUAUGUUUUGAAUAAACCCUUGG